AUGGCAAGAUUGAAGUUGUUAUGGAUCACUUUGAAACAACAGUCAACAACACAUCAAUCAUUGAUCGACAUAAAGAAUGAGGUCACUGAUCAAUUCAAACAACUUCAUGAUUUGCUCAUCAUUGAAGAACACAAGAUCAACUCUAUACUCAAUGACAGAGUGCAACAAACAUCAUCGACCAUCCAUGACAUUAUCAAUGAGAUCAAGUCAAUCAACGAAAUAUUCAAACCAUCAUCCGGUGUCAGUGACAAAGUCGAUGGUGUCAAUGAUGACAAUAACAUCACUCAAACAAUCAGAUCAUGCCAAUCACUGGAUCAAUUCAUCGAGCAGGCAUUCCCAACAACAUCAUCUGGCAUCAACCAAGAUGUCUCGAUCACUAUCACAGACAAUGAGUUGUUGACAUUGAUUCAAAGAAAUGUUCAGAUGAGUACUACCUCAAAGUAUCAACUGACUCGAUCAAUCAGACUGGACAUUGACACUGACACAUUGGAUGACAUCAAGAAACAAAUCCCAUCAUGUUUCCAAUUGUUGGAGGACACUGACAAGUUCACCGCUGAUCUUGAUCAUCACGUGAUGGUUUACAAAACUGAUGAAUAUUCAUUGUUCUCACCAAUGACCAACACAUGGACUGUGAUCAAAGAGGGAGGUAUCUACAAUGGCGCAUAUCAUUCGGCAGUGUAUGCACAUGGAUAUAUCUAUAUGUUUGGAGGUCAGAAGGAUGACCUAACAAAGUACUGUCGCUUCUCCAUUGCCACUCGUGAAUGGCAACGCAACAUCCCAAUCGUUGGAGUGUCUGGCGGCACAUUUAUACAUACAUGCUAUGAUGGUGAUCGACACAUCUACCUGAUCGGCGGUGAAGAUGAUGAAUGCAUCGGUGCCCUCACAAGAUUAGCCAGCUUCAACAUUGACACUCAACAAUUCACUCAUGUCGGUGAUUUCAAUCUUUCGUUAUAUCCUGAUACAACCAUCAUCUACUCCAACGUGAUCUACGCAUUCAUUGAUAGCGAAGAUAAGGAACGCAUCCACAUCCAAUCAUUCAAUGUGAUCACAAAACAGCAGGAUGAGUACGCUCUGAUGCCAGGAAGGAAUGGAUCAGAUGUCUUUAAUGAUAUCCUCUGUCGAUGUACCUCUGAGCCAGGAACACUAAUGCUUCUCAAUGGAAAAGAUAUGAACUAUCAAUAUUCAAUCAAGCUGGAUGAAUGGUCCAAGAUCAAUGACAACGACCAAUUCAAGCAUAGAGGCACUGGAACAUGUGAGUUGUUUGACAGGCCUCGCGUCAUUCACAGACAAUGA
Molecule: messenger RNA, 1293 nt
Organism: Acytostelium subglobosum LB1
Lineage: Eukaryota; Evosea; Eumycetozoa; Acytosteliales; Acytosteliaceae
Exons: 2
Coding region: 1-1293 (430 amino acids)
Molecular function (GO): protein binding
Source: RefSeq, a predicted model, not a curated record